GCACUAUUGACAGUGACAGUUCUAGUGGAAAUUCUGGUUUUCUUCAGAAUCUUUACUUCUGUGAAUUGUUUUGAAAAAAAAAAUCAUUGAUAAAUAGAAUAAAUACCUCAGAUAUCAAAUAAUAAAAAAUGACCAGAAGGGGUCCAAAGUUCUCUUUAUUAUUGCACUUUGGAAAAUAUAAUUAUUGGUGAAGGUGUUGAAAGUUUUCUUUCGAUAAUAUUUCGUUAUAAUUAUUUGAAUUCCACUUUCUGUAUAUAUAUUCAUCUCGACUUGUGAAAAAUCUUCAAAAAAAAAAUAGUUUGAGUUACACAGCAGCCUCUCCAUCUAGUCAUGAACAGAAAAACCGAAAAUAUUCAACUAUGAGAAGUUUUCACUCAUAAAAUCUACAAUGCCCAAAAAAACGAUGAUUGCCAAAAUUUGCCCAUCCUGUAAACAACAGGUUCCUGUAGCCUGUAAGUCAUGUCCUUGUGGUCAUUUCUUUUUCAAUGCAAGACGAAUUGCUAGGGAAUUUGCUAUUGAAGCAGAUUUCAGGAGAAGAACAUCAAGAGUCCGAAGAGAGAAACCUAAUUACUAUGAUGCUCUUGAAUAUGAUAAACAUAUCAAGAAAAUGAAAAAAAGGAUUAGUGAAUGUGAUAAUGAAGAAGAUGAUGAUGUUAAGAAAGAAAAUUGUAAACAUAAGAAGAAAAAACUGAAGAAAGAUGAGGAUGAAGAAGAUGAAAUAAUCUCCAAAAUAACUCCUGAAGUGCAACAGCACUGUCAAAUGAUUUUAGAUCAGAUAAAUUUGAAAUUGAAAGUGGUUACUUGGAAACCCACUUGAGAACAACUUGACACAUCAGGCACUUGGUGAAGAUUGGGAACUCUGAUUCUGCAGAUAAUAGAUUUUAUUGAUCUAACAAAUAUUCAAAUAAAAUUGUUCAUGUGUGAUUAUCACACUCUUGUACAAUCCAUUAUAUUGAAGAAUAUCCUUUAUGUGGAUAUUCAUACUUAGUGUAAAUAUUUGUCCAUGAAAUCAUUAAAUAAAUUUAUCCAUGUAUAAUAAUUAUGUAUACAUUAUAUUUACUGAAUGGUGAAUGAAAUCCAGUGAAAAAUCAAAAUAUAAGCAGAAAGGGACCAUGGGUGCAAAGCUUUUCUAUUCAAGGAAAUUCAAGCCAUUACUAAAAUUCAUUUUAAUAAUU
Phaedon cochleariae (mustard beetle) is the source of this 1175-nucleotide messenger RNA. NCBI's taxonomy places the organism in Eukaryota, Metazoa, Arthropoda, Insecta, Coleoptera, Chrysomelidae. The record is from the annotation of a GenBank genome assembly.